Molecule: messenger RNA, 4753 nt
Organism: Rattus rattus (black rat)
Lineage: Eukaryota; Metazoa; Chordata; Mammalia; Rodentia; Muridae
Gene: Astn1
Product: astrotactin 1
Exons: 19
Coding region: 561-3887 (1108 amino acids)
Biological process (GO): neuron migration; neuron cell-cell adhesion
Molecular function (GO): protein binding
Source: RefSeq, a predicted model, not a curated record
UCCAGAAAGACACCCCCAACCCCCAACCCCUGCUUUUGAAGAUGAGCCCUUUAAGGUGUGUGCCAGUGUACGCCUUUUCCCAAGCGAUUUGGAUGAUGCUGCGACAGGAGAAAUGUUUGCAUUACAAAGACGCAAUUUUAAAAAUGCAGAGCAGGUAGUUAAUAACUAAGAGCCUGGGGGAUGGAAAGGAGGAGAGAGGCAGGAGCAUCCUCAGCCAGCUGGGGGCUGACCUGAUUCCCUAGAAUCCCCCGUUCUCUUCCUCUUUCCUCCCAACAUCCUUUCUUUCCUUUUUCUCGCACCCCCCCCCCCGCCCCAACCCCCUUUCCUUUCCCCAGAUAAGCAGCUCCGGGAAACAAAGAGCCGGGCUCUCCAGACCUCAGCGCUGGAACCUAGGGCUCUCUGAGAAGCAUCUCAUUUCGGGGACCAGGGCUCUCGAGCUCCGUGUCCCCUCCCCACCCUCCCCCCCCCUCCCCCGCCUCCCUUGCUUGCUCGCUGCUCCCUCCCUGCUGGCUGCCUCCCCCACCAUCGCAGCGCUGGGAGGAAGGCGGCCAGGGCUCAAGAUGGCUUUAGCCGGGCUAUGCGCCCUGUUCGCCUGCUGCUGGGGGCCGGCUGCCGUGCUGGCCACAGCGGCCGGCGACGUGGAUCCAUCCAAGGAGCUGGAGUGCAAGCUCAAGAGCAUCACCGUGUCGGCACUGCCCUUCCUGCGCGAGAACGACCUGAGCAUCAUGCACAGUCCCUCGGCCUCCGAACCCAAGCUUCUCUUCUCUGUGCGCAAUGACUUCCCCGGAGAAAUGGUCGUAGUGGACGACCUAGAGAACACGGAGCUACCCUACUUCGUGCUGGAGAUCUCAGGGAAUACAGAAGACAUCCCCCUGGUGCGCUGGAGGCAGCAAUGGCUGGAGAAUGGCACUUUGCUUUUUCACAUCCACCACCAAGAUGGUGCUCCAAGUCUCCCUGGACAAGACCCAACUGAAGAACCCCAGCAUGAAUCAGCAGAGGAGGAACUGAGGAUCCUCCACAUUUCAGUCAUGGGUGGCAUGAUAGCUCUGUUGCUAUCCAUCUUGUGCCUGGUGAUGAUCCUGUAUACUCGCAGGCGCUGGUGCAAACGUCGCCGGGUUCCCCAGCCCCAGAAGAGUGCCAGUGCAGAGGCAGCCAAUGAGAUCCACUAUAUCCCAUCUGUGCUAAUUGGAGGCCACGGGCGGGAAAGCUUGCGCAAUGCCCGUGUGCAGGGCCACAACUCCAGUGGCACUCUGAGCAUCCGGGAGACACCCAUCCUGGAUGGCUAUGAGUAUGACAUCACAGACCUGCGUCACCACCUGCAGAGGGAGUGCAUGAAUGGAGGGGAGGACUUUGCCAGUCAGGUCACACGCACUUUGGACUCCCUACAGGGCUGCAAUGAGAAGUCUGGGAUGGACCUCACACCAGGAAGUGACAAUGCCAAGCUUUCCCUGAUGAACAAGUAUAAAGAUAAUAUCAUAGCCACAAGCCCCGUGGAUUCCAACCACCAGCAAGCCACUCUGCUCUCCCACACCUCCAGCAGCCAGAGAAAGAGGAUCAACAAUAAGGCAAGAGCUGGUUCUGCCUUCUUGAACCCUGAAGGGGACUCCAGCACGGAGGCAGAAAAUGACCCACAGCUGACCUUUUACACCGACCCCUCUCGGAGCCGGAGGCGCAGUCGAGUGGGCUCUCCCCGAAGUCCUGUGAAUAAGACCACCUUGACGCUGAUCAGUGUCACCAGUUGUGUGAUUGGCCUUGUGUGCUCUUCUCAUGUCAGCUGCCCUCUGGUUGUCAAAAUCACCCUACACGUCCCCGAGCACUUGAUUGCUGAUGGGAGCCGCUUCAUCCUGCUGGAGGGGAGCCAGCUGGAUGCCAGUGACUGGCUGAACCCUGCCCAAGUGGUUCUCUUCUCUCAGCAGAACUCCAGUGGGCCCUGGGCCAUGGACCUCUGUGCCCGGCGGCUCCUGGACCCUUGUGAACACCAAUGUGACCCCGAAACUGGGGAAUGUCUGUGCUAUGAAGGCUACAUGAAGGAUCCUGUCCACAAGCACCUUUGCAUUCGGAAUGAAUGGGGGACCAACCAGGGGCCUUGGCCUUACACAAUAUUUCAGCGAGGCUUUGAUCUGGUUUUGGGAGAGCAACCCUCUGAUAAAAUAUUCAGAUUCACCUAUACCCUUGGGGAAGGCAUGUGGCUGCCCCUCAGUAAGAGUUUUGUGAUUCCACCAGCUGAACUAGCCAUCAACCCAUCAGCAAAGUGUAAGACGGACAUGACGGUGAUGGAAGACGCUGUGGAGGUCAGAGAGGAGCUGAUGACGUCAUCAUCCUUUGACAGCCUGGAGGUCCUCUUAGACUCCUUUGGGCCAGUGCGUGAUUGCAGCAAAGAUAAUGGAGGCUGCAGUAAGAAUUUUCGCUGCAUUUCCGAUCGCAAGUUGGACUCUACUGGUUGUGUGUGCCCUUCAGGACUCAGCCCUAUGAAGGACAGCUCAGGCUGCUAUGACCGCCAUAUCGGAGUGGACUGCUCAGAUGGCUUCAACGGCGGCUGCGAACAGCUGUGUCUCCAGCAGAUGGCGCCGUUCCCGGACGACCCCACCUUGUACAACAUCCUCAUGUUCUGCGGGUGUAUUGAAGACUACAAACUUGGUGUGGAUGGGCGCUCUUGCCAACUUGUCACAGAGACCUGCCCAGAGGGAGGUGAUUGCGGGGAAAGCAGAGAGGUUCCCAUGAAUCAGACUCUCUUUGGAGAAAUGUUCUUCGGUUACAACAACCAGUCCAAGGAAGUAGCCAGUGGACAGGUGCUAAAAGGAACAUUCAGACAAAACAACUUUGCUCGUGGUUUAGACCAGCAACUGCCAGAUGGUCUUGUGGUUGCCUCUGUCCCACUGGAGAAUCAGUGCCUAGAGGAAAUCUCGGAGCCCACUCCUGACCCUGACUUCUUGACCGGGAUGGUGAACUUCAGUGAAGUGUCUGGAUACCCGGUGCUGCAGCACUGGAAGGUUCGGUCUGUGAUGUACCACAUCAAACUCAACCAAGCGGCCAUCUCUCAGGCCUUCAGCAACGCUCUUCACUCCUUGGAUGGGGCUACAUCUCGUGCAGAUUUUGUGGCCUUAUUGGAUCAGUUUGGUAACCAUUACAUCCAGGAAGCUGUCUACGGCUUUGAGGAAUCCUGUUCUAUAUGGUACCCAAACAAACAAGUCCAGAGGAGACUCUGGCUGGAAUAUGAAGACAUCAGUAAAGGCAACUCCCCAUCUGAUGAGUCGGAGGAACGGGAAAGGGAUCCCAAGGUGCUGACAUUCCCAGAAUACAUCGCUAGCCUGUCAGACUCUGGCACCAAGCGUAUGGCAGCUGGAGUCCGGAUGGAGUGCCAGAGCAAGGGACGGUGUCCCUCAUCCUGUCCUUUGUGUCAUGUGACAUCCAGCCCUGAAACUCCUCCUGAGCCGGUUCUGCUGGAAGUGACCAGAGCAUCCCCCAUCUAUGAACUUGUGACCAAUAACCAGACCCAGAGGCUCUUACAGGAGGCCACCAUGAGCUCUCUCUGGUGUUCAGGGACUGGAGAUGUCAUUGAGGACUGGUGUCGAUGUGACUCUACUGCUUUUGGAGCGGAUGGACUCCCUACCUGUGCGCCCCUCCCACAGCCUGUGCUGAGACUUUCCACAGUACACGAACCCAGCAGCACCCUCGUGGUCCUGGAGUGGGAACAUUCAGAGCCACCAAUUGGAGUGCAGAUCGUAGAUUACCUGAUCCGGCAAGAGAAAGUCACUGACCGGAUGGACCACUCCAAAGUAGAGACGGGUGAGCAUAUUCCAAAAGUAGAAAAAGAAAAGAAUACCUUGCCUUGUGGCCUUGCUUCAAGUCCCCAGUAUUACAGGGCAGCACAGAGAAGCAUGGAAUAGUAGCAACUAUUGUCUCUUACAGGCAGCAGCCAUCUUGUCCAUUUAAGAGUUUUUGCAUGGUGAGUGUCUGACAAAAAUCUUGUUUUGAUUUUUGCUUUUCUUUUAUUUAUAAAAGAGGUGUCCAUUUCAUUGCCUCUAGGCACACUUACAAGCAACAACAACAUAGUACACUAGUUAUCCUAGCCCACAAUUAAGAAACAAUUCUCUGCUAACCACUGCCAUGAUUACAGAAAAAACAAAAAUUCCUUUGCUAAUAACCCCCUCUAGGCAAAGGCAUGUGCAAACAGAUGCUCUUGAUCCACGUCUUGUCCUAAAGCAAACUGACUUUUGUCAAGUCCUGAGAGAAAAGGGAAGCCUUAGAAAUAACCCACAGAAAUAAAAGUCCCAUGCCUUACUACCACCACGUAGAGAAAAGCUAUCAUCAAUAAUCCUAAGUCUUUCACAUAAAAAAUGAUCCUCUUUGGGGAUGAGGAUGCCCAUAACCUAAGAGCUCCGCUUGAACCUGGUAAUGAGGUCUGAAGAAACAUAUUUGGAGCAUGGAGAGCUCUCCACUGCUGUUUCUGAGGUACUUUCCUGGGUGUGCACAGGUAUUGCUAAGGUAUAUUAGGGCACAGGGCCCAGCACCACAAGUGUUCUCGUCAGUGUCAAGGUGUUUCAUGGAAAAUUGCACAGACAAGCCGUUUGCUUUUUGCCUUAGUAGUCCUGAGGUAAUUCUGGACAAAUGGCUCUCAGCUGAUUGGCUGACAAUGACACCAUCAGAAAAGACGGUUUUCCUCCAAGGUUUCCUUCCUUCCUCCUCUAGGAAGUUAAGAAGUUCCAGCAAGUUCUUCUGGUAUUGCUCAUGUUUUGGACAUCACUGUUUAUUG